CUUUCUCGCUCUCUCUCUCUCUCUCUUACACUGCCAGCCCCUGAUGUGAUGGCGAAGAAACCCCGUUGACAAGGCACUGCUUUUUCAUGACGCUGGAAACACUUGUGAACUGGGCUAGAAAUGCAGUCAAAACCAGUUGUCAUGGAUGAUGACGACGAUGAAUCCUGUCUCUUUGAUCUUAUUGGAGAUGCGCAGGCACUGAAUUAUUUUCUACAUGGAGCGGGCAGUAAAUCUAAUAACGAAGACUUGACUAAUGCAGGAUAUUCUGCAGCCAACUCAAAUUCUAUUUUCGCCAAUACCAGUAGCUCUGAUCCUAAGUCAUCAAUCAAAGGUGUGGGUGGUCAGCUUGGUGAAGGGCCUAGUGAUGGACUACAAUUGCCAAGUAGCCUUCAGUUUCUUGAUGAUGAACUUGAAUCUUCUCCACUGCCUGAUCUCAGUGAAGAUCAGCCUUUUGAUAUCCUUCAGAAAUCUCUGCAGGAAGCUAAUAUUACUGAACAGACUUUGGCAGAAGAGGCGUAUUUGGAUGCCAGCAUAGGCUCCAAUCAACAGUUUGCACAAGCUCAGAUUCAUCCUUCCUCAUCAGCAUCUUUUACUCAGGCUUCUAAUGUUUCUAAUUACUCAGGUCAGACGCUGCAACCUAUAGGAGUUACUCAAGUGGUACAGCAACCAGUUGGAGCAUCUUUUGCAAGCAAUACAGUUGGUGUGCAACAUGGCUUUAUGCAACAUGUGGGGAUUAGUGUUCCCAGCCAGCAUUUGUCAAACAAUAGUCAGAUUGGUGGUUCUGGACAGAUACAGUUAAUUGGUUCGUUUAGUAAUCAACCUUCUAUGAUGACCAUCAAUAAUCUUGAAGGCUCCCAUAUUAUUUUGAAGGGUGGUGGACAGCAAGCACCUGCAAAUAUGAGUGGUGGACUCUUGGUUCAUAGACAAACUCCUAAUGGUAACUCAUUGUUUGGCAACUCAAAUUCAAACCCAGUAGCACAACCUGUAACUGUUCCAUUUAAUAGUACAAAUUUUCAAACAUCUUUGCCUGUGCAUAACAUCAUUAUUCAAAGGGGUCUUGCUCCAAAUUCUAACAAAGUCCCAAUCAAUAUUCAACCAAAACCUAUUCCGAUGGGCCAGCAAACCACCUACAAUGUGAAUAGCUUGGGAAUACAGCAACAUCAUGUGCAACAAGGGAUUCCUUUUGCUUCAUCAAACUCACCUCAGAAUUCAGUAGUUGGUCCACAUAUGUCUGUUAAUAUUGUUAGUCAACAAAAUACAAGAAAAUCAGUUACUUCCCAAGCAGUAAGUAAUGCUGGUGGUAGUAUUGUUAUCCAUUCUCCUAUGGGACAGCCUCAUGCACCUCAGAACCAGUUUCUUAUACCCACAAGUCUGUCAGUAAAUCCUAAUUCAGUUCACCACGUCCAGACUAUAAAUGGACAGCUUCUUCAGAAUCAGCCUUCACAACUUGUUUCCGGCCAAGUAUCCACUGAGCAUGUUAUGCUGAAUAGGAACUCCACAAAUAUGCUUAGAACGAAUCAGUCGUAUUCAGGACAGAUGCUGAAUAAUCAGAAUGCUGUGCAGUUAGUUUCUGGUCAAACAUUUGCAGCUCCUGGAAGCCAAGUUAUUGUAAAUCAUGGGACUUCUCAAAUUGUUAGUGGCCAGGUUCCAUUACAACAGGCAUCUUCUGCUGUGUUGCAUUUAUCCCCUAGCCAAGGAAACAUUUCCCAAGGUAGAACGGGCUUUACCACAAUGUCUCCUGGACAGUCAACAGGUUCAAGUAUGUCAUCAAGCAACCGGUUUACUGUUGUGAGUUCUUCUGCCACAGUACAUCCCAGUGUUGGUCCAUCAGCCCAGUCUGUUGCUUCAGGUGGAAAUUUUGCUGGAGAUCAACUUACACAGCAAAAUAGAAUGCAAUUAUCAGUCAGUGUAUCACAUCGUCUUCCAGUUUCUUCUUCCAAGGCUGUCAACACCUUUAGUCACACAUCAGUAACCCAACCACAGUUUUCCUUUGGCCAGGCUCAAAAAAAGGUUACGAACCUGGCGUCUUCAGUUUCAUCAUUAAAGUCACAGGAUAACCUGAGGCAGCCUCAGCUAACAAGUCUUCUAGGACAAGAUACUGGGGGCAAAAUCAUACAACAGUCUAUAGGGACAGCACUGCCACACCAGGAAAAAGCAGUAGGUUCAUCUCUUGCUCAAUCGAAUGUGCAGGUGGAUGGUCAUACAAUAGGACAAAAGAGGCCUGCUGCUAAACAGCUAACAAAAGGAGCCUUUAUUCUACAGCAGUUACAGAAGGACCAGGCACAUGCUGUGACUCCUGAUAAAAGUCAGUUCAGAUCUUUAAAUGAUGCAGUUCAGAGACUCCUCUCAUAUCAUGUGUGCCAGGGAUCACUGCCAACAGAAGAGGAUUUAAGGAAAGUGGAUAACGAAUUUGAAUCUGUAGCCACACAGCUUCUGAAAAGGACACAGGCUAUGUUAAAUAAAUACAGAUGUCUGCUCAUGGAAGAUGCAAUGAGGAUAAAUCCUUCUGCAGAAAUGGUCAUGAUUGACAGGAUGUUUAACCAGGAAGAAAGACAAACUCUGUCCCGGGAUAAACGUCUUGCAAUAGUUGAUCCUGAUGGUUUUCUGACAGACUUUUGCUGUACCUCCACGCAAUUGGACAAGAAUGCUGAUGAGACACAGCCUGGUGAAAGUGAUCAUCAGUCUAGCAAACCUUUAACUCAGAACCAGACUGCUAAUACCCAAAUCAGAGACAGGUCAAGUUCGAGCACAGCAGAAUCUUUAAAUCACAACAAACUUCAUGUAGUGCCUAACAAUAUUGUGAGUUCACAACAAGGAAACAUUUCUGUUAAAAAAUCAGAAAGUCUCACAAAAGCUUUAACAUUUGAGAAAUCAAGCUGCUCUCCUGAAAGCCAACAUAUGGCUGCUUCUGAACAAAAAAUACUUGGUCAAGACCCUGGGAAGUCUAAUGAAAACUCUUUAAGUUCUGAAGAUGAUUCUUCAAAAACCUUAUCAAGUGCAGAUCAUGGUACGCGUAAUAAAACAUGUCGGAAUGCAGUCGAUUCUCACUCAGAAACAACGUAUAAUCAUUCCCUCCAAGACAAAACUCCUCGGAGUUCUCCAAAGAAUGAGGAUUUGCCUCCAGAUAACUUGAAAGGUUCUGGGAAACUCCAAAAGGAUUUGUUGCUCAAUAAAAGUUUAGAGACUACAUUCAAAAACAUAUUGGAACUGAAAAAGACUGGGAGGCAGCCACGAAGUGAAGCAGCUGGGAGUGGCUCCCUAGAAUUAGACUAUCCAAACUUUUCACUUAUUGCUUCACAAGAAAACUGCCUGGACAAAUUUAUUCCAGAACACAGUGAAGGUGUUGUAGAAACUGACUCUCUUUUAGAAGCCGCUGUAAAUAGUAUCUUAGAGUGUUAAUAGUUGCAGUACCAUGGACAUAUUUCUCUUAGAAGCAAAUGUGAAUGAUCACCACAAGUUCAGCCUGACGUAUGUCAAAGGUUACCCUUUCUAAAGUAGAUUCUGUUUUGUGUUUGAGAGCAAUACUCAUUGUGGUUACAGUGAGGUACCCCGGUAAUGUAAAUUCUUAAGAGAAAGCUGUCUAGUAAGGGGCUACGUGUUGGCUGCAUUUGGACAUAAUGCAAAACCAUGCUUUAGGGUUACAAGAACGAGUCUCAGCAAGCCCAAGGUUUACGCACUUUCCUUCUCUGGCAUGGCUGCAAGGAGAUCAGAAGGUUUAGAUUAACCAUAGUUUAGCAUGUUGUCCGAAUCUUAAAUCUUAACUAUGGUUAAUUGAAACAAACCAGCUUCACAAUCCAUAGUUUGCUGUUGGCUUCUUUCCACUAACCAUAGUUAAGUUUAAGCACAAUUAGUCCAGGUUUGGAUGACACAACAAGAUGCCUUUGAUUGAAAACAGAAGUGAAAGCUUCCAAACUCCUCAUUGUAGCCUAUGAUUUAGCAUUACAUCCAAAUCAGCUUAUUAUGAUACUCCUUGUGAACAUUGUUUUAAUAUUACAGCUUAAUGAGACUGCAGUUCACUAGGCUCUACGUAACAAGGUAAUAUACUGACAAUCACAGUCUAGUAACAGAUUUAUUAAAUAAAAGUCAAGAAUUUACAUUUAAUAGGAAAAAAAACAUGCCGUCCAUCCCCCUUCCAUCACUUGAUUUUCAUAUUUAAUGUUUGCGGUUAAAAAUCUCACUGUACCUCUAUUGAGAAAUGCCUAUCUCUCAGGUUUGGAUGAGAGAGAGAGAAAACUGGAAGGAGAGAAAUUGUCAUCACAGUGUUUACAGGGCUUUAUACUUUAAGUGCUUUUUUAUAGCUCCACGAGCAGAAACAAAUACAUCAUAGAGUAAUUUGCUCAGCAGAAUGAAAUUGUACAGUUUUAAUCACCACAGUAUGGCAUGAAACUAUACAUGCUAGAGUAUGAAAGUGGUAGGUGGAAAAUUGUGAAGAAAGCGGCUACGACACAGCUGUAUAAAUGCAUCUAUAUACACAUUCAUACUUCAAGAAGAGCUUUUGCAUUUUAUAAUUGGAUAUAGUCAAACUAAGUCUUUCUGAAGUGGUAUAAAUGUUUUCUAGACCAAGUAUCACAAGCACUUUUUUUUGGAAAAUAGUGUUGUUAUAGUAGUAGUUUAUACUUUAAAGAGAUAUUAGCCUUAAUUUGAACAAUUCAAAGGUCAGUGUUGGUUUUUUUGUUUUGUUUGUUUUUGCUUCUUUCUGCUUUUUGCAGUACAACAAUGUUCGUCACCUGCAGCAGCAGUUAUACUUACCAAAAUAUGUACAAACCAAAGUUAAUCUGCUAUCCUAUUAAUAUAAUUCAUAAUCUAGAGCCAAAGGAACCACAUGCAUGGUUUGCAUUUGGCUGGUGGUCAUAUUGAACAGUAUAACCAUAUUAUUUUUAUUUAUUGUUUCAAUCUAUGGCAUUCUCCUUCUAUGCUGCCAUGUUUUGUUUUUUUAAAAACUAUAAACCUACUUCAGUGCUGCUAGGUACAUUGGAUUUGUGCCAUUAGUAAGAGGGAUAUGGCACCUAUGCCUGCUCAAAAAGACAGGUGUGUGGCUUGUAAGGCAAACUCUGACUGGGUUUGCAUGUAACAACAACCCAGAGUAUAGGAUGAGUAUGGGUUGUUGUUGAAUCAUGGGUUGUCAUUACUUGCAAAUCUGCACUGUGGUUUCCCUAUGGGUUGUUCACACAACCCAACAACAAAUCAUGGGCUCUCUUCUUGAGUUGUUCAUGGUUAACCCACAGUUAAACCAUAAUGUGGGGUUUGCACAUAAUGACAACCCACAGUUCAAAAAGAACUCAUACUCAACUCAUACUCUGGAUUAUUGUUAUGUGCUAGCCAGGCUGUUGCUUCCCCUUACAGCCAUAUUAAAAAACUUCCAAGUUGACUUAAACAUAGCUAAGCCUUGAUCUAGUGGCUCUUGUGUGCAUACAGGCACAAUCAAGCAUUUGAAAAUCAAGCAUUCCCUGAUACUGAUAAGAGUGGGGUAACUCCCCCUUGCAUUAAUCUGUAGAGUUCCCUGGAGUUUUGUAAUGCAGAUAAUCAAAUUCAGCAAAAUAGUAAUAUCAUUUAAUAUUCAACCCAGCCCUGACAGAAAUAUAGAAGGUUUUUUGUUAGUUUUAUUUUUAUCAUCACUUUUUGUUUUAGAAAGUGUGCCAGUUUUAAAAAUACAGACUUGUGAACCCCUAUGUUCCACAGUGACUGUUGUUUGAAAGACUUGAAAAUAAUAACUUGGCAUUCACUUUGGAUCAUUUUUGUAGGCACGAGGAUCUGGUACAACGAUAUAGACAGCCUUUGCUUUUCCCUCAAGAUUUUGUAAAGGAAAAAUAAUUGAACUGUAACCAUAAUGAGAAUGUCUAGGAAAGCAGGGUGCAUGUUGCACCAGUCACAUAAAUCAGUUGAACUAGUAUCUGAUUGAAAGUAUGAGAAGUUUGAUGGCCAUCCAUGGAUCUACCUUCUUUAUCGGAGAGUGUAAAUUUUCUAUCAUCUGUACAGAAUAUUCUGAUCCCAAAUACCAAAACAAAGCCUAUACAUUUUGAAUCUUAUGCGAGAGUUUACUUUUAGAUGAAGUUUUAGCCAAGGCAUCUGAAAUGCACUUCAUCAAUGUGGAUUAAAUAAUACUUACAUUUAUCCCAACAUUUUGUGAUGGGAACCCACUGAACGAAGUACAGCUAAAUUAACCUGGGGUAGCUAAUGUAUUUUAUUUAUUAAAAUGAACUUGGUUUUAGAGCUCUGAAUAUUUUAAUUGGUAAUGCAGUAAAAAAUAUUUUUGUUUGUUGUAAAAAAAAAAAAGUGUGAAUUUGUUAUGCAGCCCAUGGUUCUGAAUCCAGAAGAUCAUUUAUUUGUGCUUAACUGCUUUGUAGGAUUGGUCUCUUGACUUCCUGGAUGUCUUUCCUUAUUGUCUAAGGUUAAAACAAACUUUUAGCUGGCAACUAUGAGAAAUAAUUGAUUCAACAAGGUCAGCAUAAUUGAUCUGUUAGAUUUGGGAGGCCUUACAGACUGACUUUACUGAAAGAGGAUGUGUCACUUAUUGUCAGUGUGGUAUGGACUUUUAUUUGCUUAAAUACUUUCAUUUGUAUAGUAUGUCUCACUUGAAAUUGCUUUGUAUACAUUUUGUAAAAAUAUUUAUAAAAUGUUUUGUAAAAAAAAAAGUAUAACAAAUUGCAGUUUAUUUUGUUAUGUUGGAUAAAUACUGUUAAAAGACACACGUUGGUAAAAUAUAUUGUUAACCCAUGGAUAGGAAAUGUUUAGCUGAAGACUACAAAUUGAAACAACCAUUGCAAUACAGCCAAAGAUUUGGGAAAAA
Messenger RNA from Elgaria multicarinata webbii, 6787 nucleotides. It is a transcript of the gene BICRAL, whose product is annotated as BICRA like chromatin remodeling complex associated protein. Bases 121 to 3399 code for a protein of 1092 amino acids. Gene Ontology annotation, biological process: positive regulation of DNA-templated transcription. Gene Ontology annotation, cellular component: SWI/SNF complex. The transcript is spliced from 13 exons. The record is from RefSeq and is a predicted model, not a curated record. NCBI's taxonomy places the organism in Eukaryota, Metazoa, Chordata, Lepidosauria, Squamata, Anguidae.